This is a messenger RNA of Xiphophorus hellerii (green swordtail), 3238 nucleotides long. Its product is annotated as sialoadhesin-like. Lineage: Eukaryota; Metazoa; Chordata; Actinopteri; Cyprinodontiformes; Poeciliidae. The transcript has 11 exons. The record is from RefSeq and is a predicted model, not a curated record. The coding region runs from base 106 to 1809 and encodes 567 amino acids.
GUUCGCCUCAUUUUCUUCAGCAAUCUAUCUACCGCAAGAAGACCUACGGCACUUCGCAACACGACUGCUGUCAGUAUUGGUUGAAAUUGAGGGAAUACUUUGGCCAUGCUGUUUUUAAAAGCUGAACGAAUGUUUUUGGGCUUCGUCCUCUGUGUCUCAGGGGCUCUGGGAGCAGAGAGAAGCAUCUGCGUCCUGAAGGGUUCAUCCGUCAAUCUGACUUGCUUUGCCGAAGAUCCAGCCGCGCCCAAGAGCUGGUACUACCUCAAGGAAAACAAAACUCUGCGUGUAAUGAAAGAGAUUUCUGCGAUUUCUGCGAGUGUCACCUACAACGUAACUGAGGACGGGACUCUAACUAUCAGAGAUGUACACAAGAGUGAUGAGUACAGCUUCUGCUGCCGAGAAUCCUACGGGGAAUGCGUGGAGAACAGAACGAAGCUCCACGUCGCAGACCUCCAGGUAAAGGUGUUUCCUGCCUCAGAGGGACAGAAAGUGAGUCUGAUGUGCUCAAGCAGCUGUUCUCUGACUGAAAGCCCGGCAGCCUUCAUCUGGUACCAGAACGGAGAGUUCCUCUAUGAGGACUGGUCCCCCUGGUACCAAGAGCUGGUCAGCAGUGAUCAGGCAGUCAGAUACUCCUGUGCUAUCAAAGGCUACGAGGAUCUCAGAGCUCCUGACGUCUCAGUGGACUUCAUCCAUGCAGACUGUUUCGGUGUGACGUAUUCAAAAGCAGAAAUGUGUCCGGAGAAACUGAAAUCGGCCGAGGGGCCGUGCUCCAUCACGUACCCCAGAGACGUACGUGUUCAAAUGCUCGCUGAAAAGGAUUAUGUCACGCUGAUCUGUAACACCAGCUGCCCCGCCGCUGACGCUCACACCGCCUUUACUUGGUACUGGAACAGAAAGGCUUCCAUGGACUGCACCAGUCAGGACAUUAUGCUAUUUAAAUCUGACGACUAUGUCUCCUGCACUGUUAAAAACAAUGAAUAUAUGCACUCUGAUGAGAUCAGCACAAACUCCGGUAACGUGAAUUAUGUCAGCAGGAGCUUGUGCAUGCUGGAAGGAGCUUCGGUAAACAUUUCCAGCAAAUACACAGAGAGUCACUCAGCCCAUUCCGACUUGUUAUCGUGGUAUAAACUAAAGCGAGACAUGAAGGAGGAAGCUGACGCCACCAUGAUAGAAGCUGGAGGCCGGGUGGAGCACCACAACAUUAAUAAUUAUGAACACACGCUCACAAUCAACAACCUGAUGAAGGAUGACUCUGGUGAAUACAUGUUCACUCUCAAUAAGUAUCAGAAAUGUGAGCAGCCUGACCUGCUGGGAGCGAUCCUGGUGGUCACAGGUCUGAAGGUGACCGUGACUCCCUCUGACGUGGUGACAGAAGGUCAGAGAGUCACGCUGACCUGCAGCACCAGCUGCCCUCUGAGUGAGGAGACAACCUACAUGUGGUUCUUCAAUGAGCAACCGCUGAGCCUCAAUGGGGGCCACAACAAGCACGUUGUUCUAAACCCAGUCAGAAAACGGCAUGCGGGAAUCUACACCUGUGCGAUCAGAACCCCCCAGACCAUCAACUCGAGCGUGGAGAUUCUUACUGUCAGAGAAGGAGAUAAAACUGCGAUUGUAGCAAUGAACAUAACAAAACUGGUGUUUAUAUUGCUGUUUCUUCUUGUUGGAUGUAAGAAGUACCUGAUGCUGAGAAAACGAAAAACUGCAACUCGCACAGCCAAGCCGAGUGAAAAAGUGGAAAUGGAAGAGGUGACGCCCCAAUAUGAGAUACUCCCGUUUAUGGCCCGAUACCCUCGUACUGAAGGAGAGUAGGAAGACAAGACAGCAGGACAUUGCGUAACGACUUUACUUCAUGGGCUGCGGUAUUCGAGAUAAGCCCUGAAAAUAAUGUACAGAGGUCAUAAAAAAAAUGCAACUUUAGAUGCCAAAGAUAAAGCCUUUUCCGUCUAUAUCGCUUCUUGCUUAUGGGCCGGAUGUAACUUCUUUGUCUGGAGACACGUUCGAACGGCGAUGUUCAGAUCAAGAAAGAUGAUCGUAACCUUUCAUGAAACAGGAUUCCACGAACCGCUGCAAACUAAGUAGUAGAAAUAACAUCACAUUUACUGAGGUUUUGCAAACCCUCUGUUAAAAGUAUCUGAACAAUUGAGACUUAAAUAAUGGAGACAAUGUUUAUCUUCUGCCAUUUAACGUGGCAUUUCACUAAAGAAAAACAAAUAUGUCAGAAGAUAAAGAUUAAGAGAAAUGAAAAACACACAACAGCCUGAUUAAAUAGGUGUGCACACCCUUAAACAAGUACUUGUUUAAAGCACCUUUUAUUUCCGUUUUAGCCUUUAAUUUUUAAGUUCUCUUUGCAUCUCACAUCUUGACUUAGUCGUAUAUUCCUAAUCUAGCUUUCAAAGUUUUCUCCAUCUGAAAAAGAGUAACAUGAUAUCCUGUUCCUACCGGGCAUGCAGUGCCUUCGUGUUGUUUGAACUUUUGGUCAAGCGCUUCCAGUUUGGUUCCUCCAGACCGUAGCGCUUUCUUUUCCAACCUUUUCGGAAGAUUUUAGCUAAGUUUUCUUCGUUAGCAAAUAUUCCUGAAAUCGAACCCUUUUUCUCAGUCCAGACAUACAGAGCAGAUUGUUUUCACGUGUGGAAAUCAACCAGAGCUUGUUGGAAAUUGCUGCAGCCACUUUAGCCGCUUAGCAUGACAGUUGAUGUUUGACAUUUUUUUAUCAAUUCAGAAGGAAAAAAAUACAAAUAAAAAACGUUCAGUGUUUUUAAAAAAGAUUUUCUCCAGUUAUUGUUGAUUGUCUUCACUGUGGCAAAGUGUACAUAGUGGAUUGUUUUGUAUUCUUCUCCUGACUGAUACUUUUGUACAGUUAGAUAUUCUUAGCAUCUCCAUAGUAAACCACGGCUGCAUCAACAGAUGGCAAAUAUGAAAAUUUAAGGAAUUGAUGAAAAUUCAAUCAGGCUAUUUGGUCAAAAUGGUGCUUAAACAAAGCAUUCCCUCAGUUUUUAAAUCUCAAAACUCUUGAGUUUUAACAGGAUUGUGUAUGCUGAUGAAACCCAAAAAUAUAUUUCUUGUUAAAUUGUCCUUUAAAUAACUACUCUUGUGCUUAAUAACAUUGUUUUUAAGUAUUAACCUGUUUGAUAUCAACAGAUAUUUAACUUAGAACCAUUUUCAACCAUUUUGUAAGCAGUUUAUUGUAACCAUUCAUUUAAUUUGCCUUUGGUAUCAAUAAAGUAUUGUUGAGUUUCAA